AUGCUUAUAUUGCAGCCUAAAUAUGGUGGAAUGAUCAUAGACAUUGUUUCAAAAGAUACAAGGACACCUGAACAGCAAUCAGAUGCCCUGCAAGCUGUCAAGAACACUGUAGUUUACAUUGUGGUGAUCGUUGUAGUAGGGUCUUUGUGCACAGCACUUCGGUCAUGGCUUUUUAGUUCUUCCAGCGAACGGGUAGUAGCUCGCCUUAGGAGAGACUUAUUCAGUCAUCUUAUUCAUCAGGAAAUAGCCUUCUUUGAUGUUACUCGAACAGGGGAACUCCUCAGCAGGCUAUCUGAGGACACCCAGGUCAUUAAAAAUGCAGCAACAACCAAUCUUUCUGAGGCACUCUGUAAUCUAACGACAGCCUGUAUUGGUGUUUUCAUGUUUUCAUCAUCUUGGAAAUUAACAUUACUAUCCUUGGCUGUAAUACCUGUUAUUUCUGUUGCUAUACAAAAAUGUGGUCGCUACCUGGAGGAACUUUCACACUCAACACAAGCUGCAGCUGCAGUAGCAGUAUCAAUUGCUGAGGAAUCUUUUGGAGCAAUUCGGACAGUCAGGUCAUUUGCUCAAGAAGGUUUUGCGAUAUCAAACUACUCUGAAAAAGUUGACGAGACACUGAAGCUUGGACUAAAACAAGCUAAAGUAGUCGGUCUAUUCUUUGGAGGAGUAAAUGCUGCAUUCACAUGUUCUGUUAUGGUCGUCGUGACCUAUGGUGCCUACUUGACAAUAAUGGGAUCUAUGACAGUGGGUUCUCUCACAUCCUUCAUCCUUUAUAGCCUCACAGUUGGAUCCGCAGUUUCCUCUUUAUCUGGAUUAUAUUCAACUGCCAUGAAAGCUGCAGGGGCAAGUAGGAGAGUUUUCCAGCUCCUAGAUCGUGUGUCAAUCAUGCCGAUCGGAGAAAAACGCCCAGAAGGAAAUCCUGAUGGAGAUUUAGAGUUGAAAGAUGUCUGGUUUGCAUAUCCUUCUCGACCAAGUCAUAUGAUACUAAAGGGGAUAUCAUUGAAACUAAAGCCUGGUUCCAAAGUUGCCCUUGUUGGACCAAGUGGUGGUGGAAAAACCACAAUUGCGAACGUAAUCGAGAGAUUUUAUGAUCCUUUGAAGGGAGAGAUUUUGUUAAAUGGGGUUCCUUUAGUGGAAAUAUCACAUGAAUACCUUCACAAACAGGUAAGUAUAGUUAGCCAGGAGCCUGUUCUCUUCAAUUGUUCUAUAGAGGAGAACAUUGCCUAUGGGUUCUGUGGGAAAGCGAGCAGUUCAGAAAUAGAAUCUGUAGCUAAAAUGGCUAAUGCUCAUGACUUCAUAGACAAAUUUCCUGAGAAGUAUCAAACAAUGGUCGGAGAACGUGGUUUGAGGCUCUCAGGAGGCCAGAAACAAAGAGUAGCCAUUGCGAGAGCACUAUUGAUGAAUCCGAAAGUUUUGCUGUUGGAUGAAGCCACGAGUGCUCUGGAUGCUGAAAGUGAAUACCUUGUCCAGGAUGCCAUGGAUUCAUUGAUGAGGGGUAGAACUGUUCUGGUCAUAGCACAUAGGCUAUCUACAGUCCAAAGUGCAGACACCGUAGUUGUCAUAUCUGAGGGAGAGAUAGCUGAAAGCGGAACCCAUGAAGAUCUUCUGCGGGAGAAUGAUAUCUACACGGCGCUGGUUAGGAGGCAACUACUAGGUCCAAGCACCAAAGUGUAGUUC
Molecule: messenger RNA, 1677 nt
Organism: Hibiscus syriacus
Lineage: Eukaryota; Viridiplantae; Streptophyta; Magnoliopsida; Malvales; Malvaceae
Product: ABC transporter B family member 27-like
Biological process (GO): transmembrane transport
Cellular component (GO): membrane
Molecular function (GO): ATP binding; ABC-type oligopeptide transporter activity; ATP hydrolysis activity
Source: RefSeq, a predicted model, not a curated record